Molecule: messenger RNA, 4825 nt
Organism: Scophthalmus maximus (turbot)
Lineage: Eukaryota; Metazoa; Chordata; Actinopteri; Pleuronectiformes; Scophthalmidae
Gene: c16h10orf90
Product: chromosome 16 C10orf90 homolog
Exons: 11
Coding region: 318-3035 (905 amino acids)
Biological process (GO): regulation of centriole replication
Cellular component (GO): centrosome; cytosol; centriole
Source: RefSeq, a predicted model, not a curated record
CCGACUGGAGACAGUACUCACAAGCACCUAGUUUCUAUCAAGACAGAGAGUGUUUACGUCCUCGACGCCGAGGACCCCGGGGAUUUGGAAGCAAUUGGAAAAAAGGGCGGUUUGUCAGUAACUGAUCUGGAAUAAAAAAAAAGAUGACCCCCCGGCGUUCUUGUCGCUGCUCAUGGCUUGCAGUGCAUUUCUGGCAUGCCCGAUGGUAAGAAGUCCAGUUGAGCCCGGGGAUUCUCAUUAAUACCUCCACUGUAAAAGGGGCUCUCAGUGUGCGCUGAAACUUGAGAGCCGGGAGUGGUUAUCUGAGCUCCGGGGGGAUGAGUCUCCGGAGGCCAGCUGCCCACCUGCGAAGAGCGCCGGGCUGGAGGAGAUCAGGAGAUGAGUCCUGCUGGGAGAGCUUGAUAGCGGAGGGGGAGUUUCUGCCCCGUGCCUCUCGUCCGCCAUCGUCCCGUCGGCCCCAGAGUGCCAUUGAGGGACGCCAGCUGGACGGCUGGUUGGAGCACCUGCAGUUGAUGCAGAGCGACCCCCGCAGGGAGCCAGUUCGCGACCAUGUUCCGGUGUUCAAUGCUCGCACCACAUCCUCGGCCACACUUGAGCAAACAGGACGUACCUGGGGACGUCAGGGGACCCCGUCCUACAGCAGGAGUUCGUCGUCAUGUGGGAGUCCCAGCCUGUGCGAGAGCUCACUGGGCAGCCAGGAGUCCCUCCGGACUGGCGUCUUUUUCCCGUCGGAGCGCAGGGGAAGCAGUGAGAGAGCGCACAUCACGCAGGCCCCAAGGAAGCAGCAGACUCAACUCAGUCACCUUGCUCCUGUCAGAAUUGGGUGGCUGCCAAUCCAGAGACGAGUGAUGGUGGUGGCUGAUGGUGGACAAAACCCAAGUCAGAUUUUGGACCAAUCUGCUGGCCAGGUCAAACUGAAACAACCCAUCACGCCAACAUUUUGGAAGAAUCGAGCCACGCCCAGGCCACAGGAUGGAGAGGUUGGAGGAACUCACACCAGUCCAAAGGCUUUAGGUGUGGAGGCGUCGCAGACAGCUGAUCGAGGCUCGCCCGCCAUUAAGCAGGUGACGGAAAAACGAAGCUCGCCCGACAACGAAGGGACCAGACUCGUGGGCUGGCAGGCCCUGAGGAGAGGCUGGAACUCUGUCAGGGCGUCAGCGUUCCCCGGAUGCAGUCGCUCCAUCGAGCGCAACUCGGAUCCCAACGGGAAGUCCCCACCGAUGAGCGCAGCCGGCGUAGAGGCCCUCGAGCACGCUCGUCUGCAUGGGGCAACUUCUGCCGAGCCCUGCGGACCACAGACUCUCCCGCAAGGCACAAACAGGAGCGCGGAGGCCCGCAGCCCCCGCGCUCCUUUGCACCGGGCGAACAGUGUUCAGCCUGUAAGGGCAACGGCGCCGCUGCUUGCGGCAAACAGCGGCCCGCAGCCCUCGCGCAUACAGACGAGCUCUGCCGUGACCACCCUCAUCCCUCAGAACAAGGCUGGCUUCUCCUCCAUCACCAUAUCCUCAAGGAAAGUGAGCAGAUCGUCCAGCCUGCCGGACCCCGACACCCGCGAUCACUCUUCCCGCUCGCCGCCGCCAUCGCACCGGCCCGUGGAUCCGAACUACCGGCAUGUGACCGUGCAGAGGAAGGCCACUAUAGUCAAAGUGACGGAGCAAAGGGUCACGUCCGGCCCUGUCCCAGGCGCGAAAAGUGUCGGCGCGCCACCGGCUAGCCAGGGUCUGGACACGGUGGUGCACCGGCGAAGGGCAACCAUCAUCAAAGUGACGGAGCACAGGGAGAGCUACAGUCCGGCCAAGGUAGGUCCCGGGACGAGGCCGCCGGAGUACAGACACAGCUACAUAGAGGGCGUGUACGAGGGCAACGACACAUGCAGUCGGGGAAACCAAUCGCAACACACUGCGCGGCCGUCGUGCCAACUUUUGGAUUCCACAAAGACGCCAGGGCCUUCUGUCGCACGGUAUCCAGCCAAUCCUGAUCCAGAGGAAAGCGGCGGCGCUCUACACAGGUCCACCGCGAGCCUCUUUAUGAGCAACCCCCCCGCGGUGGCGGCGACCGCUCCCCCGGCAGUGUCCCCGAGAGCUGCUGGACCGAGAUGGGACGGGCCGCCGCGCAGACCACGGAGCUGCUACGGCGACGCGUUCGGACACACCGAGCCCAGCGGGGCGAGACCGGCCGCCAGGAAAUGGAGCUUUGGGCUCCCGCCGGAGACCGCCACCGACCCCGUGAACUCCGACAGGGGUCCCGUCGGCCCCGGGGCCGCGGUGGAAGAUGGAGGCCAGCCCGUCGCACGCGGCCGAGGGCCAAGCAGAGGCGAGGAAGAGAGAGCGCCGGCGCCAGGGGCUGCAGUGAGGAGAGCGUCCUCCUGUCUCACACUCAUCCCGGCCCCUGAUCCCCACUCGCAUCAGUCUCCGGAGGAAGUGCUCGCGCUCAACGCCGCCGCCGUCAUCGCAAACAUCAAGCUCCAAAGACAACUCAGUAAGAAGAAGACGCCACAUGGCAAUUCCGCGAAGGACUCCGCGGCAUCACUCCAGGGAAAUACUGUGACAGAUAUGUGUGUGAAGCAACAUCCGGACCGAAGCCCCGCCCGGCGCCACAAGACGCAUCAUGCUGCGUUCGUUCCGCUGAGUCUUGAUCCGGAGACAUCGCCUGGAAGUGUUUCUCUGCAGGAGUCGCUACGGAGGGCCAGACCAGACCUCAUCCGCCGCUCCCAAGGCCGAGUGCAAGAGCUGGAGCGAAGGGCGCGGGCGAGGAGGGGGAAGAAGACCGGUCCGACAGGCCCGCGGUCGGGUGCUGCUCCGAGGCAGAGAAGAGCCCACCGUGUCCGGUCUACCUCUCUGAAUGAUAACCUUGUCAGACCCAGCGAUAGAGUCAUUACUGGGAAAGAGAUGCAUCUGGGAUCCAAAGGGCCUGCAGAUGUGAAGAGGAAAAAGGAUGAAGAGAAGAAUAGGGAGGUGUGUUUGACCAACAGGCAGCGAGUGGAACUUUUCAAAAAGAGGCUGUUGGAUCAGAUUCUACAAAGGGGCAACAACUGAACGCCUGGCAGCGGAUGAAGAUGGUGGCAUGACAAACGCCUGUAGCUCGGCACACACGGGCUGAAGAUGUGAGCUGUUGACUGUGCUGGAUACGAGUUAGAAUGUGUCAGCGUGGGUCUUGAUGUACAACUUUAUAGCCUCAUCUGGGCUUUCACCGCUGCUUGUUUCUCCCGUGCAUUCGAAUAUGCGUAAGUGCACGGCAAGCGUUCCAAAGAACACCAACACAGAAGGUCAUCUAACAUCAAUUACUGCUGUUUUGAAGCUUUUCUUUUCCUUUUUCCCCCCCACAGCCCCCGAAAUGAAAAAUAGACUGUCAGAUGCACAGUGAGGAAAGAACUUUAAACUUUUUAAACAACAUGGACAGAAGUUGCACGUCUCCUUGCUCAUCCCAACAGAUCAAAACAUGAUGAUACAUCUUUUUUUUUAAUAGGUUAAAAAUCCUUAAAGGUUCUUUUUUGUCUUUUUCUCCAAGUCAGACGGACAGAAGCAUCUUUUAAUACCUUCAGAAUAGUGUGAUGAGCCCUUUUGUGUUUGGAUUUUUCUUUUGAGAGAGACAGAGGCCUGUCACUCAGCUGUCCUUCAUGUGGCCUCACGCGGAUGUAUGAAAUGUCAGCUCACCGCUCUGUUUCGGUUGUGAUCAAAUGUCACUGACGAACAAGUUGACUGACGAGCCCUUUUGAUCCGAUGCAUGCGUCUUUCAUCACCGCGUCACCUUCUUUUCACUUGAUCCCAAACUGCUGCCCUCUGCAGAAUAGUCUGUGUGACAGGACACGGAGCACCAAAAGCCACUUUCACAUGAUCUCAUGUGAUGUGAAGACAAAAUAAUUCAUUCAUUAGUCACUGUCCCAUCGGGGGGGGGGGGGCAAAUUUUCAACCGUCCUUUUUUAUUAUAGAACCAAAAGAGGCGGACAGACGCCUGAAGUGGACUCGGCUGUUAGUCAGUGCCAGCUACUGGCAGUGAGACGGAGGAAUGUGACCCCUUCUCACUGGAAAUGCCCCGUUAAUGGAGAGUGGCGAUUUGAAAGGAGCUUUUGUCCCAUGAUGGACCGGGACCUGCCAGCGCACAUUUAGAUUUGUGUGUUUGGAUCCAAAGUGAACGCGCCGCUCAACAACAUGAUGGAGCUGUGGCCAUAAAUCCAAAAUGAGACGUGUGAAUAUUUUGUUUUGGGGGGUUGGGGGAUAAUAGACAACGGAGCAGAUGCAUCUUAUCAUUACUCUUUGUUGUCAUUUUACUUCAUUAGCCUUGAAGUUGGUCUCCUGUCACCGUCCAGCUGUUUUCAUCCGUCUAAAUUUGCGCUGACGCCUUGGAGAAGACGGAUGAUGGCUGCCGACUAUUUUUGUAAAACCUUUUAUUUCACGUCGGCGCAGAUCCACGCGUGGGUGUGUUUGGACAGUGGGAGUCUAUUAAUAACUGCGACCGUGAAUUAUAAUCGUUUCCUUCUCUCUGAAAUUAGCAGAAAGUAGAGUACGACAGUUGUGAACCAAGGACGAAAUGUUGUGUUGUGUUUUCUAUAUUCAAAGAUGACCUUAUUCCUCUUGGUGUCCACCCACUUGUCUAAUGAAGUAGAGGGUUUUUACUGUGAAGCGUGAUACAGAACAUGACUGAAUUCUUCAUACUUCCAACUAUUCAUUUUCUAUUUCAAUCUUCAUAUAUGUAUUUCAUAUGUGAGUCAUGUCUCAGAUCUCUUUUGUCAGAUUUGCACUCCUCCCAACUGUACACUGACAAAACAACGGAGGUGAGAUGGUAAUAAAGUUGAGAUUAACUAUUGAUCUAUCUGUCCCGACAGAAA